AUGCCGCACGCUGAGAACGAAACCAUGAACGAGAAGCCCCUGACCAACGGCGAAAAGCCAUCGUCGCAGUUCCUCUCCCACCUCCAAUCCUACCCCGUGGUCUCCGACAGCUUCUCCACCUACAAAUCCCACCCCUGGGGCGCCAAGUCCGUCGACCUCGCCAGCUCCACCUACGAGAAAAGCUGGCCCUACCUGCAGGGACCGUUCCGCUAUAUCGCGCCGUACGUCUCCCAGAUCGACCAGCUUGCCGACCACGGCCUCACCCGCGUCGACUCGACCUUCCCCCAGGUGAAGACCCCCACCGACGACAUCAAGGCCGGCGUCCGCGGCUACGUCGGGUAUUAUCUGUACGCCACCUGGGGCGACGAGUAUCAGAAGACGGGCGAGGAGAAGAGCCUCGUGCAUUUCGCGAAGGCGGUCGUGAGCACCGAGUUGAAGGUGGCGGGCGACGUGCUGGCGUUCGCGAAGGAGUGGGUGCAGCAUGUGGGGAAGGAAGCGAAGUCGAAGGCGGACGGCGCGGCUAAUAGCCGGUAA
Messenger RNA from Eremomyces bilateralis CBS 781.70, 534 nucleotides. Its product is annotated as putative pathogenesis associated protein Cap20. The record is from RefSeq and is a predicted model, not a curated record. Bases 1 to 534 code for a protein of 177 amino acids. The transcript has 3 exons. NCBI's taxonomy places the organism in Eukaryota, Fungi, Ascomycota, Dothideomycetes, Eremomycetales, Eremomycetaceae.